Messenger RNA from Pseudomyrmex gracilis, 5900 nucleotides. RefSeq names its product protein piccolo. The transcript has 2 exons. Bases 1 to 5358 code for a protein of 1785 amino acids. NCBI's taxonomy places the organism in Eukaryota, Metazoa, Arthropoda, Insecta, Hymenoptera, Formicidae. The record is from RefSeq and is a predicted model, not a curated record.
AUGGCGCCGGUCGUGCGAAUCACCGACACGGACGUGAUGCCCGUCGCCGACAGCGACGACAGCAUCGACGACCGGGGACGGCUGCCGCCCGAGCUUAUUCUGGACGGCGACGUGGUCCUACCGCUGGACGGCAAGAUCGAGGACAGCGCGAUGGAGGGUCGCGAACUCGGCGAGACCGGCGACACUUCCGAAGAACUGGAUUCGCCUACGGCGCAGGAGUUUCAGGACAGGCUGGAGCAGCGGUUUCUCGAUGCGUCCACCCCGUACACCGAGUCCAGGACCGACGGCGAGGUCAACACCAGUCAGGUAGACUCGUCAGUGAUAGAGGAACUGCCGCUUCAACGUGGCGCCCGCAGUCUCCCCCAACGUCUGAAGACUCAGGCCGGCAAGCUGCGCUCCCGACUCCAGGGAAUCAACCGUCCGAAAUUCGCGUUCGCACAAAAACGACAGAAGCCCGACAAGAAGAAGACGACGUCGACGACGAGGUCGACGGCAACGAGCAGCGGCAAGUCGGACACCAGAUCCCGCAAAUCGACGGAGAAGCGACCGAGUCGAAUCGAACGCCUGCGAUCGUCCAUCUCCGAGAAAACGGGAAAAUUCAGCUUGCCGCUCAACCGAUCGAGAUUCAGUUUGCCCGACAAGUCCAAGUUCCAUCUGCCGGAGAGACCGAAGUUUCGUUUGCCGGACAAGUCCAAGUUUCAUCUGCCGGACAGGCCGAAGUUCAACAUCAAGAAACCCAACAUCCGUCUGCCGGAAGCGUUUUCUCGCGUCAAGAGGCCGUCCUCAUCCACGCAGGAGGGAGGACAACUCUCGACCGAGUCCACGGCUGGCUCGAGGCGCAACAUCUUCGACUUCGCCACGUAUCCGCGUAUCUUCGACAAAAAGAAACGCGACGAUUCCUCACCCAAGGAUUCUAGAACCGAGAGCACUCUAGAGGCAGAGAGCGCGACCUUUCCUCGUACUCGCAAAGGAAAAUCCAAAUGGGCGCAGCGCUUCGAAGAAGAUCCGACUUACGAUCGACCCGAAGAAACGGCGGCAGCUAGCGACGGCUCGCCACCGUGGCAUCAGACGUCACUGGAUGAACCGCCGAGACUGUCCGCUAGAACGGAGGAAGAAAUAUUGGCAGCGGCGCAAGCAAUUCCGUGGGAAGACACGAGGAAGCGGGAGUAUUACGAUGACGAGGAGAUACAGUACAUGGACUACGAGCAGGAAUCCUCGGAGAGAUCGGAUCGGCGUCCCGCUCCACCCAGAAGAACUCACAAAGCAAGAAGAGAGGAAUCGUACGAACAGGAGGAGCCGAUGGAAGUGGAUCCUAGGUUGUACGGCGAUCAGAAACGUGAUGACCGUGACGAGGUCGAAGAGGACGAGGACUUGGCACGGACCGAUUGGCGCGUGGAGCAGCAAGCGAUGCCCGAGGAAAAGUUCAAACCUAUUCCAAGAUCUCGAUCGUUGGACGAGGACAUGCGAGCUAUGGAACAGGAAGAUUACGGCGGGGCGUUCAUGGCGGUGGAUCCGAGACGAUUUGGACCGCGCAAAGCGGCGUCUGAGGAACGGGGAAACAAAAUGGAACUGGAGGAAGAGGAGAAUGAACCUUCGUCGAUGCAGUCCGAUCGGGAGCAACAAGCGUCCAGCGGCAGUUCCUGCGACCGAAGACGUCGUGGAGUGAUAGAAGAAAUCGACUCCGACGAGUUCUUCUUACGGGCGAGCGGAAUCAGCCAGGACGACGUACACCUGGGCGAGUAUCUUACCGACAAGAUCCGGGACGCUCUCAGGUCGGAGGACGUCAACGCUCUGGACGACAUCGAACUGCCGCCCACUCCGCCGCAACGUCCCAGGAGGAUGCGAUCUCGGAGAAAGUACAAGGAGACUUCGGUGGAAUCCAGCGAGAUAACGCCACCAAUCAGACCGAAGCGGGAACGCGCGGCGGCUCGACGCAGCCGGGAAGCGUCGAUUGUGGACGAGGUAUUUCGUGAGCGCACCAGAAGCGACUCCAGAAGCGAUUCCCGACACCGCGUGGUGUAUCAGACUGAAGGUGAUCAGCAGGAGCUGUCGCAGGAACCGUUAGACGACAUAGUCGUGGUUAAACCGGCACGACGAAAGACGAGAUCGUCGUCCCUGCGAAGUCAGUCGCAGCCGCCGAUGGAGACUUCUAUACUCUCACCCGACAAUGUUGUUCCCGACGCUUUGCCGCCUGUCGUACCGAUACGCAGAAAACGUUCGCACCGGGAAACGAUGAUAGAGCGGAGAAACGGCGAUGUCGGCGCGCCGAUCGUCUGCAACGGUCAUCACAAGUGGGAAACCGAAACCGAGUCCAAGAAGCCGGCGAUUCCGACGAGGCCAUCGCGAUCACGAUCGCGACAAUCGUUGAUCGAGCGAUUGUCCGGACGCGAUGUUAUGCUCACGAGUCAGGAAGAUAUUCGGAAUUUAGACGCGCAGCUUCGUCGUCAGGAUUCUGGACCAGAAGUCGUGCCAAUGCCGCCUAAGAGACGAUCCCGCUCGAGAACAACGUCGAUCGCCGCCGACGAGGACAGAACGUCGCACGGCGCGGAAUCCCUGCCGGAAGCCGGAUACGUCGAGGAGGAUAUACCGCUUGAGGAGGAAAUCGCUUCGAUGCAAGAUCUCUCGAACGGUUACGCGAUGGUGGAUAAGCGGGAGAAGCCACCGCCUAGAAGACGCAACAAAUUCGCUACACUGCCAAAACCAGUUCCGCCUAAGCGACCUCAACGAGCGUACAGCACUCUGGGGCCUGUCAAGAAGAAGAACAUCGACACGACGUCGGAGACGAUCAGCAGCGCGCACCUGGCGCCCGCCGAAUCCGCGCCGUACAUCGAGAUCGACGGAGAUGAACACAAGGAUCUUCGUAGCGGUGAGGUGCUCACCAAGAUGCAAGGUCGGCCGCUUCCAGCGCCACCGAGACCACCCAGAAUAAAGAGGGAGCACAUCGAACGACCUCGCACCCCGUUUGAGUUCGCAGAGAUAACGACGGCGACGCAAACAGAUCCGCUGCCGGACGACAUGAUAAUCGAGGAGGAGGUUACUCAGGCGAAGCUCAUUGUGACGCCGUCCAGAUCGGGUUCGCAGGUGUUAGUGUCGACGGAGCGCAUACCGAGCCCGAGCAGAACGAGCACGCCGCCUGUACCACCGUUGCCCGUGUCGAAGUUCUUCAGAAGUGAGGAACAGGAGGAAAUGCGCGAAGAAGAAGAUAUUCGAAUGGAGUACGACACGGUGUCGUUGACGUCACCUUCGCCGAUCAGAGAGACUGAUUUUGAUGACAAACACAAAUCGGCGCCGCAUCUGCAAGAACGCAUUGCCGAAGAAUCUCAGCCGCGACUUCAGCUAAGAUCGGGCCUGUUGUCGGACGAGCCGUUGAGAAUCAGCAGUCUCGAAGUGGGAGACUUGAAGGUCGACCGGCUAAGCGUUUCGCAAAUAGAAGCGCACAAGAUCGUGGCGUCCGAGGUGGACGCGAUGAUGAUCACAACGUCCGAAUUGAGAGGCGGCGGUUCUACGGAAGACAGUUUUUCGCCCGCCAUCAUCAGGGAACUGAUGGCGAUCAGAAGCCAUUUAGAGACCGUGACGUUUCAGGCACAGGAGAGACAACGCGAAAGAGAAACCGCGAGCCACAAAACAACCGACAUUCCCACAACGGAAGGUAAACGAAUUUCGGAGCAGCAAUUCGAGGAACAGCAACUCGCAGAAUCGCAAACUGCGCAACAGCUACUUGCAGACUUGCAACUUGCGCAGCAGCUACUUGCGGAACUACAAUCUGUGAGACUGCAAUCUGCAGAGUUCCAACAACAACAACAACAACAACAACUUGCGGAGCAGCAACUUGCAGAGUCGCAACUUACGCAACAGAAAUCUACAGAGUCGCAACCUGAGGAACAGCAACCUGCGGAGUCGCAACCUGAGGAACAGCAACUCGCAGAGUCGCAAUCUGAGGAACAGCAACUCGCAGAGUCGCAACCUGAGGAACAGCAACUCGCAGAGUCGCAACUUAUGCAACAACUACCUGCAGAAUUGCAACCUGCGCAACAGUUACUUGCGGACUUGCAACUUGCACAACAGUUACUUGCGGAGCUACAAUCUGCGUCACAACAAUCUGCAGAACAACAAUCCGCGGAACAGCCACCUGUGGAGCGGGAAGCGACGGAGUCCAGCGAGACCGCCGCGAACGAAUCAGCAUUCACCGAAGACGCGAAGACCGAAGCUGACGAGGACCAAAAGGUUGUUAAAACAGAUGUAAUAGAUGUCAGGGCUAAAAAAACAUCACACACCUCCUCAGUUGCUCAAGCCAAAGAAUCCUUAUCCCCACAGACAAUCCCAAUAGAUGAAUUAGAUUUCAAGGAUACAAACGAAUCCACCACACACUUGCUCUCGGUUGCUCAAGAUACUCAAGAUAAGUCCUUACGAAUUUUAGAUUCCGAACAUCCCUUAACUUUGAGUUCCACAUCGGGUUCUCACGUGGUCGAAUCUCAUGCCUCGUAUCCUCCGUCGGAUGUGCCUUCAGCUCAACUCUCCGAAUCGAGAGUGUCUCCGGAACGCGUGGCCGAAUCUCCGAGUAGCUGUGUUCAGACAACAGCAACAAGUACCGCUACUACUACCGAACCGGACGCAACAUCUAUGGAUCUUCAUGGCAACGGGGAUAACGCGUUCGACAGCAAAGAACAGAUUUGUCGCAAGUCUAGAUCAUCUUCUCCUAGCAAGUCGAGGUCUAGAUCCUCUUCCCCAAAAGGUAUCGUACGGCAAACCGCGUCUCCGGUCCGUUCAUUGCCACCAGCCAUCUCCGUGACUCCCGACACACCCGAUUCGACCGUAUCGGGACGCGGUGUUUCUAUGAACGCUCAACCGCAGCGUGCUGUCAUUUCCUAUUCUUCGAACACGGAACAAAGUGUUCCGAAAGCCGCUCAUCAGCCACAGCGUGCCGUCAUUUCGCACUCUUUCGACUUGGAACAAUCCCUACGGGACAGACAGAGAGAGUUCUCUCAGUCACCGAUAUCUUCCUUUCCUCUGAACACGACUCACUUCAUUGCCAUCCCAGCUUCCGAAAUUCCGGCCAGUUUCUUUGCUCUGAACGAAACGCCUACGAGUCAGCAUGUUGAUUCGGAGCCCGGUGUAAUAGACACUACGCAGCAGCUUCUUCGGGCUCUUCGACUGACCGGCAUAAAAGCCAUGAGACACUUUGUAAGAUAUUUAACGUCCACAAUAAGCGCGGACGACACGAGGGAAAAGGUCAGAGAAGUGGAACUAGCAAUAUGCGCCCUGUUACUUCUAAUCGCAGGCUUGCUGAUAUAUUACUUUAGCAGAACACAAACUGUAACGCAUCUUCAUCAUUGGGAUUACUUCAAUCCUCCGCAAUAACGCGGUUUUUUACAAUCAAAUUUUCAUCAUAAAUAUAACGUUCAUAUAAAUGCAUCUCAUUUGAUUCUCUCUCGCAUAGAAAUUAAAAUUAAAAUUCUCUUUCAUAUUUUCGUAUCUUACCAAUUUUGGUUUCUUAAACACAAAAUUGCAACAGAUUUUGUGUUGAAGAAAAUAAUUUAAAAGAAAAAAAAAUGUACACACGGAGACGGCAAAGCAAAUUGAACGGAAUUGUUAAUCUUGUAUAAAAUAUCGAAAUAAAGCAAACAUGUGCCAAGUUUGUAAAAAAAAAUAUAUAUAUAUAUAUAUACAUUGUAAUUACAUACUAUUAUGAUACCAAAUAUACACGAGUAUAAAUUCUCCAACAGUUAUAAUGUAUAGUAUUUAAAUUCUCUUGACGUAGAUUGAAUCACAUGCUUUAUAUCACAAACAUGUAAUCUAUUUUAUGAUAAAUAUGAUAAUGUAAAUAAACAUUACUUUAUAUAUACCGUACCGAGACUUGCCGCUGGUAAGUUUCGGAUAUAAAAAGGUUGACCAUGUUGAAA